This is a messenger RNA of Misgurnus anguillicaudatus (oriental weatherfish), 1643 nucleotides long. RefSeq names its product alkB homolog 5, RNA demethylase (gene alkbh5). Gene Ontology annotation, biological process: mRNA export from nucleus; mRNA processing. Gene Ontology annotation, molecular function: oxidative RNA demethylase activity. NCBI's taxonomy places the organism in Eukaryota, Metazoa, Chordata, Actinopteri, Cypriniformes, Cobitidae. The record is from RefSeq and is a predicted model, not a curated record. Gene Ontology annotation, cellular component: nucleus.
ACCGGAGCCUCGUGCCAACGCGCAUGCGCAUGCGCAGUUCAUUAAACAGUUUUGGUUACACGAGUUUGUGUUCUCUACGCGGCUCUGUUUUGGCACCAGCAGAAUAAUUAGCGCUUUUUGGAUACGUUGACAUUAUAGACCGAUCAGCGUACCGGAUACAACUACCUAAAGGAAACGAGGAAGCGAGCUGCACUGCUCCGGCCCGAAGGAUCGCGAGCUGCGCAGCGUGUCUCUGGUCACGUCACGCACGUCUUCAGUGACCGACACAAAUAUAUCAUGGGGACCUGAAGAUAAUUCCGCUUAAUAAUAACAACAACGAUUAACUUAACCCAAAUUUGGUCUUAAAAAUGUCUGGAUUUACGGAUCUCCGGGAGAAGCUGAAGUCGAUGACACCUCACAGGGACAAUUCCAAAAAAGUUUUCUCGCACAGCAACGGCGAGAAGCGCAAAUACCGCUGGUCGGACGACGACGAGAGCGAUUACGAGGAACGUCGGGACGCGGAGGCACGCAAAGUUAAGAGCAGCAUAAAGCAGGCGAGUAUCUUCACGUCGGAGGAAUGCGCGCGCAUCGAAGCCAAGAUCGACGAAGUGGUUGCCAAGGCAGACAAGGGGCUCUACCGGGAGCACACAGUGGACCGGGCGCCCCUGCGGAACAAGUACUUCUUCGGCGAGGGCUACACGUACGGCUCCCAGUUAGAGAAGCGCGGCCCCGGGCAGGAGCGCUUGUACUCCAAAGGCGAGGUGGACGAGAUCCCGGACUGGGUGCACGAGAUGGUGAUCGAUAAGUUGAUCGCGAACGGCGUGAUACCGGAGGGCUUUGUCAAUAGCGCGGUGAUCAACGACUACCAGCCCGGGGGUUGCAUCGUGUCCCACGUGGAUCCCAUUCACAUCUUUGAGCGGCCGAUUGUGUCCGUGUCGUUCUUCAGCGAUAGCGCGCUCUGCUUUGGCUGCAAGUUCCACUUCAAGCCCAUCCGCGUGUCCGAGCCCGUGCUACACCUACCUGUGCGGCGCGGGAGCGUCACUGUUCUCAGUGGCUAUGCGGCUGAUGAAAUCACACACUGCAUCCGCCCGCAGGACAUCAAAGAAAGAAGAGCUGUGAUCAUACUGAGAAAAACGAGACCGGAUGCCCCACGCGUAGACUCAAAUUCACUGAGCACAUCCUUAGAGAAACGGCACAUACUCAAAGCCAGACGCUCACAUCGCAAAGCUGACCCGGAUGCUGCGCACAGGCCUCGUGUACUAGAGAUGGACAAAGAACUGCAGAGGCGUUCGCUGCCUUCACGUCAGAGACGUCACAGCGACGCUAGUUCAGAAAACUCCUUGAGAAGAGUCGAGGAGAGAGAGCCGAGCUCACGUUACACACACGACCACACCCCUGCACGACGAGUCAAGAUGAGACGUCACUGACACGUUCAUAGCCCGAAUUCGGGCGACUUUAAUCGCGCUUAUGGGGAGAUUUUUCCUCUGUGAGAGACAUUGGACGGAGACCAUACGAUGUUAUGCUUUACUUAUUAAGAGGCUCGAUCUAUCUAUUUAGACAUAUCAAAACAUGUUACUUUAAGAUUGAGUGUAUUUUGUUGUGUGUAAAUGUGUGGAAUAAAACAACAUCUAAACCAAUUACCAAUAAAAUCCCAUUUAAGUUUA